Leguminivora glycinivorella is the source of this 2103-nucleotide messenger RNA. RefSeq names its product arrestin domain-containing protein 17-like. Gene Ontology annotation, biological process: protein transport. Bases 209 to 1273 code for a protein of 354 amino acids. Lineage: Eukaryota; Metazoa; Arthropoda; Insecta; Lepidoptera; Tortricidae. The record is from RefSeq and is a predicted model, not a curated record. The transcript has a single exon. Gene Ontology annotation, cellular component: cytoplasm.
UAUACCGUAUUACCGUGUAAUAAGUUCGUUUAUGAUCUGUACAAAUUGUAAAAUAAACCAAAACAAAGAGUUAUUUUUAUGAUUUUAUCAUUGCAUACUUAGUUGACCUUCAAAACUCGGUUUUUUGCUGAAUUUACAAAAUCAUUACGUCAUUUAAUACCUGUUGCAUUGCAGUUCGUGAUACAUAUAGUAAUUUAAGUUAUUAAGUAUGGGAGUUUCAUGUAAAAUACAUAUAAGAAAGUCACAGGAAGGUAUCCAUCGAGCCGGUGAACCUAUCAGCGGAAUACUUUGCUACGCGAUCGACGAACCAACAGAGUAUCAGACUGCUGUACUAUCUUUUGUCGGCACGGCGAAAUGCUCAUGGACACAAUACGACUUGGUGGGUAAAUCUACUUACACCUACAUCGGUCACGAUGAAUUCUUAACGCUGCAUACAAACAUUCUAAAGAAACGACCAGAGCAAACUAUAACACUGGACGUAGGGACAUAUGAAUUUCCUUUUGAAUUUCUUUUACCUACAGAGAUUCCAUCCAGCUUCGAAGACGGAUAUGGUGAUAUCAAAUAUCAUGUGAGGGUAAAAUUUAUGAAGCCAAGCCUUUUCAGUCUAACCAAAAAGUAUGAGAGAGAGAUCACUGUAUAUGGCAAUGUUAACCCUGUUACUGGAAAUGAAUCACGCUCGUAUGAGCUGCAGAAGAAAUUGUUUAAAUGGUUUUCCUCUAUAGAACCUAUAAUUUCUCUGAAAGCACGGAUUACUAAGUCAUUCCUCACACCUGGUGAAAAUGCUCAUGUAGAUGUGUCAGUGGUUAAUGAGACUGACACAGAAAUAAGUAACAUUACAACUGAACUUUCAUGUAGAACAACUUACACCGGACAACGAUUCUUUAGUACUAACUCUAAAGUGGUUGAGGAGACCAUACGUGGAUGUACAGGUAUUACCCCAUCAAUCCCAGCAUACAAAACACAAAAAUUUUCAUGUAUAGUUCCAACACUGCCACAUUUGUAUUCUAUCCAGCACAGUAAGAUUAUAAACAAAGAGUACUUUAUAAAGGUAAAUAUUAAUUUACCUUUCCCCCAUAUAACAGCAACUUGUACAAUACCAAUAGCCAUAGGAGAAGCCAGAGGAGGAGACUGCUCAGGUGUUCUGGAAUUAGAUGAUGAAUUGGAAUGUUACCCGGAACUAGAACAAAGUAUUAGCGAUGACCCACCAUCAUACUGGGAAGUGAUGAAGGAAGACAACAGUCAAGAUGAAGGUAGAAGCACAAGUAAGCAUUAGAAUAGAGAGAAAAGUGUUUUUUUUUUUAAUCUAUAGAUUAAGUUAAUCAUCUACAUUUUAGAAAUUUAUUCCACCACCAAGACUGAUGGAUAGCCUUGGCUGUUUUAAUAACAUAAAUAUAUGUAACUUCAGUCAAACUACAGUUGUAAGUUAAAUUUAGAUACCAUUCCCUGGCCUGGCCCUGGUGAUGAAAUAAAAAAACUGGCCUAAUAUAACAAUUCAGUUAUAAAGUCAAUUAGGAAAUAAGCACCUUAGGCAGAAAAAAAAACAACAUGCAUGUUUAAAGCUGUAAAAGAGGCCUCUGGGUAUAGUUGCAACAGACAUGUAUGUGAAAGUAACAUUACAUACUGCCAUAAUGGUAAGUGUAGCAAAACAAAAAUUAAAGUAACUUAAAAAGUUGCGAUUUACUUAGAUUCAUAUUAUGAUAUAGAUGGAUAGAUCUUUAUUUGCAUACCAAUUGUUACAUGUAGAUACAUAAUGGACCCUGGAAAGGGUGAUAGCAAAACAUUUGUUUAUAAGUUUACUUAGAUUAUUCAUAAUUAUGUAUGUGACAUAUCAGUAAACCGAAACUGUGAUAAUGAUAGAACAGAGAAUACCUUAUAUUGCAUUUGUACAAUUUAUACAAUUAUAGGGUAAUUAGGAACCAUCCUAUCUAUAAACUGAGUUCUGAGUGAGAAAUAUAUGAUACUUACUGGCCACCUCUCAAUAACUGGCCACUUUAUGCUAAAAUACCAUUUUUUUACCAGUGUACAGAGUAUGUAUAGUAUGAAUUUUCUGAGAUGAAUUUUUCGCUUUUGCCCUAAUCUGUUAAACAAAGGCCUUUGUUUCUA